Molecule: messenger RNA, 2310 nt
Organism: Fragaria vesca subsp. vesca
Lineage: Eukaryota; Viridiplantae; Streptophyta; Magnoliopsida; Rosales; Rosaceae
Product: cysteine-rich receptor-like protein kinase 41-like
Exons: 8
Coding region: 1-2268 (755 amino acids)
Biological process (GO): carbohydrate metabolic process; protein phosphorylation
Molecular function (GO): protein kinase activity; chitin binding; ATP binding
Source: RefSeq, a predicted model, not a curated record
AUGCAAUACCAUCUAUCAAAAGUUCUCCUCCUCCUUCUCUUUUCUUUGAACUUCAAUUGUUCAUACACUCAGACAUGGAUCAAAGCCGGUUACCAUUACACCGGCAAUGAAUUCCCUGCCUCUACCAUAGAUUCCACAUUGUUCACUCACCUUAUAUGUGGUUUUGCGUAUAUAAACUCUAGCUCUUACCAGCUCUCAAUCAACUCCUCCACCCAACUGGACUUCUCCACUUUCACAAAUGUUGUCAAGCUCAAAAACUCAAAAGUCACAACCUUACUGUCCAUCUGGGGUGGCGGAGAAGACUAUUCAGUCUUGUUUUCAAUGCUGAACCAGUCUUCUCACCCGAAAUCUUUCAUUGAAUCCUCAAUUAGAAUGGCUAGACUUUAUGAGUUUGAUGGCUUAGACCUUAUUGGGGCCGUACCAAAAACAGUCAUGCACACUACAUCUUUCGGAACAUUUCUAGAUGAGUGGCGCGCUGCGGUGGAUUCUGAAGCAAGCAAGUCAGGAAAGCCAGGUUUGCUCUUGACAAUGGCACUUCAUCAUAUGCAGGUUGUGGAUACUGUAACUUAUCCCACUGACUCUAUUAAAAAGAACUUGAAUUGGGUUCAUCUUUUGGCAUAUGAUUAUUAUCUUCCUACAGAGGAAAACUACACACACCUUCAUGCUGCUUUAUAUGACCCAAUAUCAAAUGGGACUAACACGAACAGUCAUGUCAAGGACUUGAUAAACAGAGGACUACCUGCUAGCAAGUUGGUUUUAGGCUUGCCUUACCAUGGUUAUGGUUGGACUGUUCUGAAUCCCAGUAACUAUGUUAAUAAUGUUGGUGCACCGGCGUUAGGUCCUGCGGUUACCAUAGACGGGUCCAUGUCCUAUAAGCACAUCAAAUGGUUCAUUAAGACAUAUGGUGGAGUUCCCAUGUACAAUGACACUUAUGUAAUGAACUACUGCACAAUUGGGUCAAGUUGGUUUGAUUUUGAUGAUGUGGAGGCUAUCAGCGCGAAAGUUUCGUAUGCUAAAGAGAUGGGGCUUCUUGGCUACAAUGUGUUUCAAGUUGGCAAUGAUGACAAUUGGGUGCUCUCUAGGGCAGCAGCUGAAGAGGAAGGAGGUCGACAGAACAAGAAACAGUUAUUGGUGAUUGUUCUGGGCACGAUUUCUAUGUUUAUUAUCCUACUGGGAACUAUAAUGUGUUACGUGCAGAGGAGAGUACUUAAGUCAAUUGGUAAUCUUCUUAAACUGCACAGUUUUGACAGCAAUGCUCCUAAUCUGCAAGUUUUUAGUUUUGCAACCAUCAAAGCAGCUACAAAUAACUUUUCGAGUAAGAAUAAGCUUGGAGAGGGUGGCUUUGGACCUGUAUACAAGGGUACGUUAAGGAAGGGCCAGGAAAUAGCAGUGAAAAGACUUUCGAAAACUUCACACCAAGGCCUUGAAGAGUUUGAAAAUGAGGUCACACUUACUGCAACACUGCACCAUGUGAAUCUAGUUAGAGUUCUGGGAUAUUGCACCAAGAGGGAAGAAAAGAUGCUGAUAUAUGAGUACAUGCCAAACAAAAGCUUGUAUCACUACCUCUUUGAUCCAAGUAGAUGCGAUCUUUUGCAUUGGGAGCAACGUGUCCACAUCAUUGAAGGGGUAAUUCAAGGGCUUCUAUAUCUCCAAGAAUACUCAAACUCUACAAUAAUUCACCGUGAUCUGAAAUCUAGCAACAUUUUGUUAGAUGAUAACAUGAACCCGAAAAUAUCAGAUUUUGGUCUAGCCAGAGCUUUCGGAAAGAAUGAACAUGAGGCAAACACUGGUCGCAUUGUAGGAACAUAUGGCUAUGUUCCCCCUGAAUAUGUAAGAAGAGGCAUUUAUUCCAUGAAAUUCGAUGUUUACAGCUUCGGUGUUCUGCUUCUGCAUAUCAUAAGUGGCAAGAGAAGUUCAUGCUUUUAUGGCAUAGAUGGAAAUCUAAACCUUCUAGAUCACGCAUAUGAGUUGUGGAAAAAAGGCCAAGGCAUGGAUUUUGUAGAUUCUACCCUAGAUGAUUCGACAUCGUCUUGCAAGCUCUUAAGAUGCAUGGGGGUAGCCUUGUUAUGUGUCCAAGAAAAUCCAGUAGAUAGACCAUCCAUGCUGGAGGUUUCUUCAAUGCUCAAGAGCGAAAGUGCAGCCAUCAUUAGUCCUAAAAAGCCUGCUUUCUCAGUUCAGGAGGAUGAAAAUGAGGAUCAUAUAUGCACAAACAGGGAAGAAAUCUAUUCAGCCAAUGAUGCAACAAUGUCUGAAAUUGUGGCCCGAUGACAGUUCUUUCUGAAACAUAACAUGAGAUAAUGGCAGCAGUAA